AUGAUCCAGCCGGGGCUUGAGCGGAUUGGCCGUCUGCUCCAGAACGUCCAGUUUCCCUGGAAAGCCGUACACGUCGCCGGGACCAACGGCAAGGGCUCUAUAUGUGCCUACACGAGCAAUCUGUUGACGCGCAGACAACUCGCAAACGGCCGCUUCACGUCCCCUCACUUGGUCAACAGAUGGGACUGCAUCAACAUUAACAAUGAACCGGUUGAAGAACAGGAGUUCCUCAGAAUCGAGAAUCAUUAUAAGCAGCUGAGCGAGCGGGAGAAUAUCGAAGCCUCCGAGUUCGAGCUCCUCACCGCAACCGCGUUCACCCUGUUCAACGAGAAACAGGUCGAGGUCGGCAUCAUAGAGGUGGGCAUGGGCGGCAAGCUCGAUGCUACCAACAUCUUAAACAACCAAGUUGUCUCCGUCGUGUCCAAGAUUGCUCAAGACCACCAGGGCUUCUUAGGCAACACGCUCGAGGAAAUUGCGUCGCACAAGGCCGGCAUCCUGCGACCCAAUGUUCCGUUCAUCGUGAAUCCCAUGAACGAGUUUCGUGUGCACGAAGUUAUCGAAAAUUAUGCGAAAGAGAUAGGAGCCGGGCCGCGAAUUCUGGUAGAUACCGAGGAACUCAGGAACGAAAUUUACAAAACCAAAUACUGGAAACAAUUCUCCGAAAGCCUGCUUCCCUUCCAGCGCGACAACGCUAUCCUGGCUUUGCUUGCAUAUUUCGAAGUACUCAAAAGCCUUGGGCUGAACGUGAAAACAAUCAACACCCUGAAGAUGCUUGAUAAGAUGCGGAACAAAGUGACUCUUCCGGGACGCAUGCAGAUGGUGUACGUCCCUGUCGUUUUUGCGAAAAGGCAGGGGGUCCUGGUCGAUGGUGCUCAUAAUCCAGAUGCUGCCCAGAGCCUCAAAGCAUAUGUGGAUCAGAAGAUGAGACACAAACAAGACGAUCGGGAUGCCCCGAUAACGUGGGUCCUGGCCAUGACAGAGGGGAAGGAUCCUCGUCAAGUUCUUCAAAUCCUCCUCAAGCCCGGCGACUACGUCGUCACCACUGCAUUUGACCCCGUUGAUGGCAUGCCUUGGGUAAGAUCUAUGGACCCGAACGAAUUGCUGAGUAUCGCGCGAGAGGUCUGUCCUCGCAUCACAGGUUUAGCCGUACCGAAGCGCGGCGCAUAUCGGGCGUUGUGCACCGCAAAAUACCUGGCGAGAUUAACGAAACGUGAACAAAUCGUCCUAACAGGCAGCCUGUACCUUGUUGGCGAUUUUUUUCGCGACCACGAAGUUGGACGGCAGUCUUUCAAGUAUGAGAAGGGCUUCCCAGCCAUACGGGAGAUUGAUCUGGAUGAGAAGGCCCGUGUGAAUGAAUUUCUCGAAGACGUCGCACGGGGCGCACCUGGAGCUGGGAGUGCCCGUUUGAAUGAGCUUAGCGAGGAGAGAAGAUGGAGCCCUUUUGGAACGAAUCUUCAAAAAGUGAACGAAGUACACAGCUCGCCAGCAACGUCAGUCUCAUCUUCGCCCAUGCAGGGCGAAUCUGAAAACCUUAGAAAACUGCGGAUUGAAAUUGCACAGCUGGAAAGGGAGAUGCAGUCCUUCCAGGUUGUCAAUUCCAAGAGUGCCCCCAGCACCCCGCCAGAGAAGGACAAGUUCUUCCAAGACUUUGGGGACUUUCGCGCUCAAGCAGAGGACUUUCGGCCAAGGAAAGAUCCUCAAGUGGAACAUCUCCCGUGGCAGAAAGGAUUCGACUUCGCCGAAAUCACAGAGAAGCCAAAAGAACGCCGGUUCAAACCCGUUGGCGAUGCGCCAAUCAGAGAAGCAACACCACUCAAGAUUCGAAAGUUUGCCAAUGCGGACAAGAAGGAUCCUCACAGGUCUCUGGAUCAGAUGAUAAAAGAUGCAGAGGAGCAAUUCAAUCCGGUGAAGGAUUCUACUGAAGCCACAUUAGCCUGGGAUCAGAUAGUAAGAGAGGCUGAGUUGCAGGCAGAUGGAGCCAGCGGCAAGUCUAGACGCCGACGAAGGCGCGCGGACUCGUUUUGA
This is a messenger RNA of Paraphaeosphaeria sporulosa, 2025 nucleotides long. RefSeq names its product FolC bifunctional protein. Gene Ontology annotation, molecular function: dihydrofolate synthase activity; ATP binding; tetrahydrofolylpolyglutamate synthase activity. Gene Ontology annotation, biological process: folic acid-containing compound biosynthetic process. Bases 1 to 2025 code for a protein of 674 amino acids. Gene Ontology annotation, cellular component: cytosol; cytoplasm; mitochondrion. The transcript is spliced from 2 exons. The record is from RefSeq and is a predicted model, not a curated record. NCBI's taxonomy places the organism in Eukaryota, Fungi, Ascomycota, Dothideomycetes, Pleosporales, Didymosphaeriaceae.